Myotis davidii is the source of this 1205-nucleotide messenger RNA. RefSeq names its product family with sequence similarity 26 member F (gene CALHM6). The record is from RefSeq and is a predicted model, not a curated record. The transcript is spliced from 2 exons. Gene Ontology annotation, molecular function: monoatomic cation channel activity. The coding region runs from base 388 to 1050 and encodes 220 amino acids. Lineage: Eukaryota; Metazoa; Chordata; Mammalia; Chiroptera; Vespertilionidae.
ACUUGGGGGAGCUGCACUGGGGCAGGAAGGGUAAGGAAAGUCCCCUGGUUCCUUGUCAGCUGGGUAGAAGCAAAUGUUGCCAUGGAACAGAGUCCACCUUCAAUCAGAGUUCAUGCACUGGGGAGGGAGGUCACCAAUGCAGGAGCCUUGAGAAAGGGGUGGGCAUUGGGGAGGCCAAUGGUGCGUGUGGUCGGGUCUGCUUUUCAGUCAGGGCUGGUUUCGUUGAAAUAAGAAAGCGAAAGCUCAGGGCCAGAGAAGCCCUCUUCCUUUUUCAGAAGUUACUUCUUAGCAGAGCGGAAAGCCCCAGACCCCAGGACACCGCAAGCAUCCCAGGCGCAGGGCGGCCCAGAGGCAGAAGCAUCCAGACCUGUCCGCUGCGCCUGGGGCAUGGAGCCAAUGAAGAAGCUGCAGACGGUGCUGGACCUGUACCUCAAGCACCGCAUCACGCUGGGCUACGGCCUGCUGACGCUCCUGACGGCGGGCGGGGAGCGCAUCUUCUCCGCCGUGGUGUUCCAGUGCCCCUGCAGCGCCUGGAAUCUGAGCUACGGGCUGGUGUUCCUGCUGGUCCCCGCGCUGGCGCUCUUCCUCCUGGGCUACGCGCUGAGAGCUCGCACCUGGCGCCUGCUCGUACUGGGCUGGAUCCUGAUAGCAGUGGUUAUCGUCUGCCUUCUGAUUAUUGUAGCCGUCACCCGGUGCGUAUCGCCAGUUAGUUUUCUACAACUGAGCUUUUGGAAAAUCUACGUGGAACAGGAGCAGAAGAUCCUCCGAAGCCAAGCCACAGAACAUGCGACUGAAUUGGCAAAUGAGAAUGUCAAAUGUUUCUUUGAAGGUUCACAUCCAAAGGAAUGCAAGACCCCAAGCAUGAAAGACUGGCAGCAGGUUUCAGAACUGUAUACUUUCAAUCCGAAGAACCAGUACUACAGCAUGUUGCACAAAUACGUUAACAGAGAAGAGAAGGAUCUAAGUAUCAGGAUUUCGAAAGGAGAUGCAGUGGUUCCUGUUCUUGACUUUGUAGAUUCACAGGGUAUGCACACCACUGCUGAGUUAUGACCCUGUGAAUGAAUAAAAAGAAAAGCGUUCUUUUGAAUUAUUACUUCAUUUUUUAAAGAAUAAACAUUGUUAUUGUUUAUGGUGGUUUUUUACUUUGGUCUUCCAAAUUAUGGAAGUAUGGACUUUUAGAUCUGAAAUAAAAAUUUAUAAUUUUA